GCCCUUGUGGUUAAAGUAGUGAACGCCCACUCCCGUAGCUUGUUCUAUUAUACAACGUGCUGCUGUGUAAUCCGGGCAGGGUAAAAGGGAAACGGUGUCCAGAGAGGGUCGUGUUCGGGAGAGAUCGCCAUGUCGUUCUGUUCGUUCUUUGGCGGAGAGAAGUACAAAGAUCACUUCGAGAACGGAAUAUACGUGUGUGCCAAAUGUGGCUACGAGCUCUUCUCCAGCCGCACCAAGUAUGAACACUCGUCGCCGUGGCCGGCCUUCACAGAGACCAUCCACGAGGACAGCGUCUCCAAAUAUGUGGAACGGCCCAAUGCUCUUAAGGUCUCCUGCGGGAAGUGCAGCAAUGGACUAGGUCAUGAGUUUUUAAAUGACGGACCAAAGAAGAACCAGUCCCGCUUCUGAAUAUUCAGCGACUCGAUUAAGUUCGUCCCCAAAGACAAAGUCGGCGGGGGAGCGGAUCGAGCCUAAAGCCCGCAAAUGUAUUAAACGGGGAUGUGCUGAACCUUUCCUGACGGUCCAUCAGCGGAUGAAUCGGCUGUGAUAAACCCUUACCGGACGUCUCGGCUGAAGAUUAUACCUGCUGGCAUCAGAUGUGGUUCAGGGCCUCCUGCUGGACGCACCCACAAUGCACCUGCAAUACGAAUGUAGCAAUAGCCGCCAUAUGGUCACUUCACAGUUUUCCCAUAAUUGCUUUUUUUUUUUCUGCCAAUUUGAUACAAGAUAAUUUAUUAGUGAACACUGUUCCCAAUACCUGUGCGCCAAACAUUUGUUGUCGGAAUUUCUGACAACAAAUUGUCCGAUAGAGCUUACAGACAGUCGAAUUAUCCGACAACACGUCCAUCAGACAAUUAUUGUCGGACUAUCGGAUCGUGUGUGGCCUUUAGUAGGUCCUGAGGACAGGCGUCAAAACACUGUUCUAGAGGAAUCUCACAAGUAUGGUCUACAUGACAUACUUGGAACUCUUCUUUAAUGAAAUAGUGACAAUGGUUGUGAUUUUAAUGGUAAUUGUGUGUUUUUAUCAUGAUGAAAUGCUUCCAAAUUAUUAUAGAGAUACUUUGGUGGGAAAUUGAAAUCUCUGAACCAAA
Messenger RNA from Rana temporaria (common frog), 1091 nucleotides. RefSeq names its product methionine sulfoxide reductase B1 (gene MSRB1). Gene Ontology annotation, molecular function: peptide-methionine (R)-S-oxide reductase activity. Lineage: Eukaryota; Metazoa; Chordata; Amphibia; Anura; Ranidae. The record is from RefSeq and is a predicted model, not a curated record. The transcript has 4 exons.